AUGGACAUUUCUGAGGUAGCCUCUUCUACGAGACCUUCGAGCUGUUUAGGCUCAAAUCCUACGAGUGUAGUGAUGUGGCACGGUAUGGGAGAUACAUAUAAUUCAUCGGGAAUGCAGGCUGUCAAAGCCAUACUUGAGGAGGAAAUACCUAAUGUGUUUGUUCAUUCAGUGUAUCUUGAUAUUGAUGAGAGAAAAGAUCAGAGGCUCUCUUUUCUAGGGGACCUAAAUACCCAAAUCAGAGACGUAUGCGAUCAGCUCAAUUCUAUUCCGGAACUGGAAAAUGGCUUUAAUGCGGUGGGAUUCUCACAGGGUGGACUGUUUCUUCGCUCUGCAAUGGAGCUUUGUGAUUUACCGAUAAAGGCACUCAUCACUUAUGGCUCACCACAUAAUGGUGUGACCGACCUUCCACCAUGUCCGGAAGAUAAUUGGCUUUGUAAGCGGCGAAACAGCAUUCUCAAGAAGCAAAUCUACAAUGAAAACAUUCAAAACUCUGUUGUGCAGGCUCAGUAUUUCAGAGAUGUGUACAAUUUUGAGAAGUAUCUUGAAAAUUCAGCAUUCCUCAAUCAUGGUGAUGUUUUCGAAGGAUGA
Messenger RNA from Ogataea haglerorum, 588 nucleotides. RefSeq lists its product as uncharacterized. The record is from RefSeq and is a predicted model, not a curated record. Gene Ontology annotation, cellular component: lysosome. NCBI's taxonomy places the organism in Eukaryota, Fungi, Ascomycota, Pichiomycetes, Pichiales, Pichiaceae. Bases 1 to 588 code for a protein of 195 amino acids. The transcript is spliced from 2 exons. Gene Ontology annotation, molecular function: palmitoyl hydrolase activity; thiolester hydrolase activity.